ACUCCAAGUUUCCUGCCGGUCAGCGGCAACGGGACGCUUUCCGCAGCUACUGUCCGGAUCCGCAGGGCGUACCAGACCACCUAAAACCAAACCACCAAGCACUCCGCCAAUACGAGCAGGCGUUCGAGGUGCUGGUCUUCUUUCUGGGGGCCCCGUGGACACUGUGGACGGUAUGGAGAGAGCUGCUCCGCCACGUUCCCUACGGGACGGUUGGCAAUCGUUAUCCAAUCAGAAUCCUCCAUUUAGAGAACGUUCUCAUUGUUGCAGACGAUACACUUUUUGGUUCAAUGCACUGCGUAAAGAGCUCCACUCUACAAUUUCAGAGGCGCUGCAAUGGACCACGACGCUGCCGCUCCUGCCACCCCGGAAGGCGACAACUCGACGCGCUGCGAGGCUUGCAAGUCCUGUGGCGCGAUUCUGGAGCUGGACGGAUGCGGACAUCGCUUCCACCCUCGCUGCAUCUUCGCAUGGCCAGCGACACACUGCGAGGUGUGCAACGAGCCCGUGAGCAACGUACUCGUGUUCCGUGAAAGCAAGAACCGGUCGAACACGAGUGCGCGUAAGGGCAAGUGGAGUAUCGAUGAGCACAAAUACGCCAACCUGCUGAUGAAACAGUUCAAGCUGGGUGCGCUGCCGCUCGCGGAUGGGCUGCACCUGCGCGUGUUCAUGGCCAACAUGCUGCAGUGCGACCCGCUGCGCGUGACCAAGAAAUACACGGGCCAGGCUAUCGGCAAGCAGAAUUUCUUCUACCAACGCGAGAAGAACUACUGCUACAAUCUGCACGUGAAGCUCCAGAAGCAGCUCUCGAACCUACGCAACCACUACUAUUGGCACGUCCAGUACCGCUGCAAGUUCGGGCCCAACCUCAACAUCCAGGAGCUCAAAGCUGCUGAGGCGGACUACUGGACCCGUGAAUUCUGCAAGUUUGCCAAGAAAAUCGGACAAAAGGUCGAAUUCACCAGCGUCUCGGCAAGUGACGCCUGUCCCUCCACUAAGAGCGUCAUCGCUCCGCGUCCAGCCUCAGAGACUAAUCAGAGAUCCGACGAUGAUGCAACCCCCGAACAAGUCGUACUUCCCCCAGUCUCCAGCCUCAUAACGCGCGUUCCCGUCGUGAAAGUCGAGGACAAUACGAAGUUGACUGCGACCGCGAAGGAGGACAACAGCGCGCCGUCCAUGAAGGAUGGAGUCAGCUUGAUGCUUGGAUUCGCUUCGACCAUGGACCAGUCCCCCUCGCCUCUAAGUGCUGACGAGUGGAAUGACCCGUCCGCCUUCGUGGAUUUGACUCUGACAGACCUGUCGCAAGAGGAGCUGUCAGAUGGAGAUGCCACACUCAAGCCCUGCGCUCAGGAGAUCCUGAAGAAGAGCAACUGGAUGAACGACUGGAUGAAGGAAGCUGAGCUUGACUGGAGCAAGGGCGCGAUCUCUUGGUCACUUUCACUUUCCACGGAGCCGCUGGCAGACUUUUCGUAAGUCGGCCUGUGUGACAACGACACUCCACCAACUUCUACUACCAGUCACGUCAGUUAGCAAGAAGCACGCUGCAGCGUAGGCAUUAUACUACUACUUGGAAGACAUUGAUAAUUUAUUCGGCAUCUACUCCUGACACCAGUACGGAUGUGAAGCAUGUAAAAUGGCAACAAUCUGCACCACAUCCAAACCUCACGGGCUUUAAACACUUAGCUAGCCGCUGCGACGUUCGUUUGCGAGGCUCGUGGGCCUGGCGGCGAAGCUCUGUAGUCGUUCCUUGACCUUGCGCAGCUUUCGUCUCCGCUGGGUGGCGAUCCGUCAGCAGUCGUAGCUGUGGACGAGUUGUCUGCAUCAACAGGCGGCUCGAACUCCGGACUCACAGGUUGCGAUAGCUGCGAGGGUGUAGCCGGGGACUGUAGAUUCAUGGGCAUGGCCUGGCCGGGUGUAUCCGAGGCGCCGUGCGACCCCAGGAAUCCUGGACUGGUCGUGUCCACCUCGUAGUAAGUGGUGCUGAACCAGCGUGAGAGCACGCUCUUACAGCAGAAGGCCGAUCCAAUAGCCCCCGUCCAUGUGAUCUCAGCAUUCGCGGCGUCUUUCGACUUGUACGUCUGGUUGUCCAUCGCGAUCUUGUGCGCCUUCUCCCGUGAUACCGACAUCGCAGCAGCGCGCUGAGCGGCCUUCGUGGUGCCCUGAUGCGGCGCCACCUCAUACUUGGCGUUGAGCAUCUCAAAGAGCUCAACUUCGCGGCCGUACCAGCCGUCGAUGAUGGUGUCGAUGGUGGCGUUGUCCAAUUUGGCCGGGUUGUAGGCACGGUAGAACUCUACUAGCGCAUCGCGCGUUGGUAAGGUGGCGUCAUAUUCGGCGCGGUCGUUUGGGUUCGAUAGCACCGCGUACGCCGCCGGCACACCCUCCCACCGCGCCAGUGCCUCGGGCGACGGUUUCCUGUCUGGGUGGCACUUGAGUGCCAACUUUCUGUAAGCCUUCCGGAUCUAAAACAACAAUAGCAGCGAGGGGGUCUCCGUUAGUUCCGCACAAUUUCUCCUAUCUACCCUCUGCUGCUGACGCACCUCCGUGUGUGACGCGUCGCGAGAGAUCCCCAGCAGCUCGUAGUGGUCCUUGUAGUGCACCUCGUGCUUGUCCAGGUCGCUCGACUGCAUUUUGUACUUCUUCAUGUACUCACGGUGCUGCUCCA
Molecule: messenger RNA, 2659 nt
Organism: Phytophthora nicotianae INRA-310
Lineage: Eukaryota; Oomycota; Peronosporomycetes; Peronosporales; Peronosporaceae
Exons: 1
Coding region: 334-1470 (378 amino acids)
Source: RefSeq, a predicted model, not a curated record